This is a messenger RNA of Aspergillus puulaauensis, 873 nucleotides long. Its product is annotated as 2EXR domain-containing protein. Lineage: Eukaryota; Fungi; Ascomycota; Eurotiomycetes; Eurotiales; Aspergillaceae. The record is from RefSeq and is a predicted model, not a curated record. The coding region runs from base 1 to 873 and encodes 290 amino acids. The transcript has a single exon.
AUGCCAAAAUCAGAAAAUACCUUUCACCUGUUUCCCAGGCUGCCGACCGAACUCCGGCUUGCCAUCUGGCGCCUCUGUCUCCCGCACAGACGCGUCAUGGAACUCGACGUCCAGAGCGACGACCUGAUCUGGGAAGAGUGCCCCUGCAGCAAGAACUGGCAAAUAUCAUGGACAAACCGCGCCCCUCCUCUUAUCACGCUCGUGUGUCACGAGUCGCGAGCAGUUGCAUUCGAGACUGGCCGUCCGCAGCAGCUGCCGGACCCCACGAACCCGGAUACAGAGGCCUUCAGCAAUUACCAGAUUGAUGGCCCCUGGCUAGACACAGUACGAGACUCCGUCCACCUUAACUGGGAGCCCUGGGUGGACAUCGAGUGGCAAAGUUAUGAUUUGGGGGAUCCUGUGCGCUGUGUUAUGGCGACUGCGGCGCGGAGCCGCGCUGGCAAGGCGUCUAUCAUGUUAGGUCUGCUGCAGGUCUUUCAGCACCGUGCGCGUCCGGAGGAACCUGAUCCGCAGUUUAGGUGGACGAGGUCUGGCCUUGCUGAUUUAAUGCGCGCCCGGGCGAGCUGGGACGUGGUGAUCUUGGAACCUGUUAUUAUACAUGCUGAUGCGGGGGCUGCAGCGGGUCCGUUUGGGCUUCUGGCAGACGCGCGAGUGCAGCUGGUUGAUGCGGAUGAUGGUGAACGGAUUAAUACAUUCAUGGCGCUGGAGAAGAUGCCAGGUGUCACUAUAGGUUCUGGCUUUGGGCAGGAGGAGCUGGCUACUGGCAAACAGGAGUUAGGGGAUGCUGUCAAGGCAGUCUUUGGGUCAGAGGAUAAGACUCCAGAACUGCGUCCGGUUGUCAUGUUUCGGCUUUGUACGAGGGCGUGUAUGUAG